AUGGUGACUGUGAAUGGAAUUGAUGUGGCCUCUACAUUGCCCCAGCCCACCCACAUCAACAUCCACAUCCACCAGCAAUCAACAUUGGUCCAACUUUUAAAGGCUGGGUGCUCCAUGGUGUGUCAACUCUCUUACCCUCAGGACACUAUCUCACCCAAAGCCAGGAUGAACCAUGGGCAACUGGCACUAGGGGUGACCCAGAUACUGUUGGGGGUUGUGAGCUGUGCUCUUGGAGUUUUCCUCUACUUUGGGCCUCGGACCGAGCUGCAUGCCUCAGGCUGUGCCUUCUGGGCUGGAACUGUGGCUAUUGUGUCAGGAGCAGGGACCAUUGCUCAUGAGAAGAGCCAAAGCCGACUUUCAGCCUAUGUGUCAGGUCUGCUCACCUUAGCUGGCAUCACCACGGUCCUGGUAGCUGUUGUUUUCUGUGUGAAUAGUUUAAAGGUGCAAACAAAUGGCUUCUUCUACAUUGGCUCAGUGUGUUACCGCCCCACCAUUGACGGUACAACCAGUGGAUACACAUGGAUGAGGAGAAGCAAGAGUGACUCGAAAUGGAGGGAGAAUCAAUGCAAGUCCUACAUGCAGAUGCUGAUGAACUUAUUCCUAGGAAUCCGUAUUCUGUUCCUGGCUGUCUGUGUCCUGCAGGCUAUUGUGUCCUUGACUUUCCUGGGCAUUGGUUUUCGAAGUUUGUGUAGCCAGAGCUCCCAGCCCCUGUCUGAGGAAGGACCAAAGAAGAAGUUAUUGUGUGAGAUUUCUGUGCCUUCUCCCCCUCAGGAAAAACCCUUCAUGGAUUGA
Messenger RNA from Orycteropus afer afer, 792 nucleotides. It is a transcript of the gene TMEM176B, whose product is annotated as transmembrane protein 176B. Gene Ontology annotation, biological process: negative regulation of dendritic cell differentiation. The record is from RefSeq and is a predicted model, not a curated record. NCBI's taxonomy places the organism in Eukaryota, Metazoa, Chordata, Mammalia, Tubulidentata, Orycteropodidae. Gene Ontology annotation, cellular component: membrane.